Rangifer tarandus platyrhynchus (Svalbard reindeer) is the source of this 339-nucleotide messenger RNA. The record is from the annotation of a GenBank genome assembly. Lineage: Eukaryota; Metazoa; Chordata; Mammalia; Artiodactyla; Cervidae.
AUGGAGGAGGUCGGGGGGAGCGGUCCCGCCGCGGAGCUGUGUGUGUGCUCGGAAACCCGUGUCGGGGCUCUGCAGAUGGGACCCCUUUGGAGAGGUGGGCGUGGGGCUCAAGGGCGCGGGAGGGAGGGGGAGGGCCGAGGGGCGUGUAACGAGCAGGUCCCUCUCGGAGCCCGGAGGCCCUCGGAGGCCCCCCGCAGGUCUCAGGCUCGGUCCCCAGAGAAGCACCCGGAUCCAAAGACCACUCAGGCCUGGGCACCCAGUCGUCGUCGCGCCCAGCCCUGGGAAGGGGUUGGAUGCCUCCCUUCGCAGAGAAAACGUUCCCCUCUGGCCCGCCUAUGA